This is a messenger RNA of Gigantopelta aegis, 1543 nucleotides long. Its product is annotated as cholesterol 25-hydroxylase-like protein. Lineage: Eukaryota; Metazoa; Mollusca; Gastropoda; Neomphalida; Peltospiridae. Gene Ontology annotation, molecular function: C-4 methylsterol oxidase activity; iron ion binding. The transcript has 2 exons. Bases 157 to 1026 code for a protein of 289 amino acids. Gene Ontology annotation, biological process: sterol biosynthetic process. The record is from RefSeq and is a predicted model, not a curated record.
CCCGUCUUCGUCAUCAUAUAUUUAGCUUACGUACAGUUACAGUGCAACAAUAAACAGAACGGUUACUGUUAAGUUAAUGUUUGUUUACUGUUGAGAACAAGAAAGUCAGCUGUAACUAUUACAACACAAACAAGAAGUGUGUAACAAGAGGACGCAAUGUCAAAUGUAUCCAUGUUGACGGAAGCAGACGACACUCGACUUCUACAACCGAUCUGGGAUUUAAGGAUUGGAUAUGAAGAGUACAUCUCUUCUCCUUUGUUUCCCGUGAUCCUUUCCAUGGCAUUUUAUUUAGGAUCAUGUCUCCCCUUCACUGCCAUGGACUUAUUCUGCACCAAACAGUCGUGGUAUAAAAAGUACAAAAUUCAACCGGGAAAAGUGGUUACGGGAUUUAACUACCGCGACACCCUGUUUCUGACAGCUGCCAAUCAUCUUCUGUUGAUCCUACCAGCAUCUAUUGCUCAGUGGAUAUGGGUACCGCCCACAGAUCUACCAAAAUUGGCACCCUCACUUUACGAGUUUCUAUGGCAACAAGUGGCUGGUGUUUUUAUUUUCGACUUCCAGUAUUAUGUAUGGCACUGGAGUCACCAUAAGGUGAAGUUUCUCUACAAACACAUUCACGGACUGCACCACCGCUACAGCAGUCCGUUCGUGUGGGUGGCCGAGUACCUACACCCCUGGGAGCUGAUAACCGUCGGCCUGUUCGCCACCACCAACUCCUGGUUCUUCAAGUCGCACCCUCUCACCGUCUGGUCUUAUAUGCUCGUCAUCGUCUGGAUUAGCGUCGAGGCCCACAUUGGGUUCGAUUUCCCAUACUUGUUGCACAACUGGUGCCCUUUCGAUCUGGUGGGCGGGGCUCCGAAGCAUGAUAUGCACCAUCAAAAGCCGUUGACCAAUUAUCAGCCGUUCUUCAACCAUUUUGACCGUCUGUUUGGUACCUACUGCCCGCCCAUGAGAAGGGGAGGGUCAAAAAGCAAAGAGUUGCUUGCUUACGAAUUACGUUAUCGCGAGAACAAAAAAAGGGGUUAGGUUUGCAUGCUGGUAGAAUAUCGGUACCUUAUAGGCACUAUUUUGUUCUGAAUUUAUGUUGUAAAAUUCCUACUUUUUUUUUACUUUUUUUUUGGGGGGGGGGGGGGGGGUGAGGGUCAGUUGGGUCUGGGUAAAAUAGACUGCAGAAAACAGUAAUUUAAUGAUUUGAUUAUUAUUUUUAUUUUUUUUCAUUGAGUAGGCGACAUUUUGUAGGAGGUAGGGGGAUCCAUAUUAAUAAAAGGGAGUAUUGUCUUUCCUGGGGGAAUGGAGACAGGCUUUACCAAUAUGGGAUCUAGAGAAAAUAAAAUGUCCUUUCCACCCACCUACGUCAUAGUGAUACGCUGACCAAACCGUACUAAGUAUCAUUAAAACUAUUCCAAACAUUGUCUAAUUUACAAAUUUUCCCCCAGUUCUAUACAAUAUAUACUGAACAAAAUAAGAAACUUCCGCUAACUUUGCUUGAACAUAACUUGAUGAAAACAAACCGGGGGAAUAAUUGUUAUAUAUGCGUUUAAAG